AACUUACACAUCAGUUGUCGAGUAAACGUUUAGCCGUUCAGCUUGUUUUGGUAUUAACCGCGGCGACACUGUAAUUACGAUUUCGCGAGUGAUUUUUUUUUUGUCUAUCAGUGCCGAAAUAAUUUUUUUGUGUGUAUACAAUUUUUGCGUCAGAUUGGAUAAACUGUAGGAAAAAAUAUUUAGAAUUAAGAAAAACUCGUGUGGUUGGCAUUAAUGCAUUUUCUGAAGCAUGGUGAAUUUAAACGGCGGGGUAGUCUGGUGCUACAGAGACAAUAGAUGGAUCCCUCUUCAAUUAUCUUCCAUUCGACUCCAUGGAGUCCUCACGCAGGCCCAUUGGGCCACCAUCUCCGACUUUAUCAGGAAAGUCGCCAACAAAGAACUCAUCCUUCAAGAAAACGGAUUCGCCGAACUCACAGAAAAACACAAAGAACUCAUGUUCCAAGAGAAUAAAAACGUAGUUAGUGAAAAUGUGAUAACAGUUAGUGAAAACACGAACGAACGAAAAGUUAGCUUAAGUCAAAUUCCCGAAGAUAAAAUAGUCGAACAACCUCGAAGGCCUUCGAUGCCCGAAUUGAGAUCCUUAGAAAAAGAUAAUUUAUUUAUUGAUAAUUUAUUAAAGCCGCCGACUGAUCUAAAGACUGAUAAAUUAUCUAAAGAAAAUGACGAAAUAGUUCUUAGGUUAUUGAAGAAAUAUUGCAAAUACAGCAAAGACGCCUUAGACAAUGAGAUAGUUUCCGCUAUCGAGAAGAUCUCAGACGAAGACAUUCCUCGAAAAAAUAAUCGAAUAGAAACAAAAACCGAAGAAGAAUUCAAACCGAGACGAAGAAAAUUAGGAUACGUACCGACUGAAGACAAAAUUUACGAAAAUUUAGAUUCUCCUUUCGAUACGUUAGAAGAAGAUAAGAACGAGCACGUCAUCCGCUGGUUAAAACAACAAAACAACCAAAUCAGUUUCGACAACAUUCCAACUAGAAGGCAUUCCGUUGAAAUCGGUAUCUCGUCACCUACCGAUAGUAGAAAGAGCAGCAUAUUAGAACGAAAAUCCUCAUCUUCGGGAUUUGAAUCGAGAAAAUCGAGCAUAACAACGCCUUCGACUCCGGAAAGUAGAAAAUCUUCUUGGUGCGAUAGUACUUUGAACAGUAGGAAAAGUAGUGUCGGUUCCACUAGCAGUUGUUCGGAAUGUGAUGAAGGGGAGGGUUUAACUCAAUGGCAACGUUUCUUAAAGAAACAUCUGAGUUCCAAGAAUUCCGAGAAGAGGUUGAAGAAACAGCGACAAGCUUGGAGCAGAAAUAGACGAAAGUUAAGUGCUUCAACAGAUAUCCAACAUACCGAUCUUAACAGCCAACCAUGGUAUUUCCGGAAGAUUAAACGUAUAGAAGCCGAAAAAAAAUUAUUACUUCCUGAAAACGAGCAUGGUGCCUUCCUCAUUCGAGAUUCAGAGAGUCGACACAACGACUACUCAUUGUCAGUACGAGACGGUGAUACCGUUAAACAUUAUAGAAUAAGACAAUUAGACGAAGGUGGAUUCUUCAUAGCACGAAGAACAACGUAUCGUACUCUACAAGAAUUGGUUCAACAUUAUAGCAAAGACGCUGACGGUUUAUGUGUCAAUUUAUGUAAACCUUGUGUUCAGGUGGAAAAACCACAACCGGAAGGUCUGUCUCAUCGCACAAAAGACCAAUGGGAAAUCGAACGUACCUCUUUGAAAUUCAUCAGGAAAUUGGGUCACGGUCAAUUCGGAGAAGUAUGGGAAGGCAUGUGGAACAACACAACGCCCGUCGCUAUCAAAACCUUGAAACCGGGCAGUAUGGAUCCCAAAGAUUUCCUCGCCGAAGCUCAAAUUAUGAAAAAAUUGAGGCAUCCCAAAUUGAUACAAUUGUACGCUGUGUGUACAGUUGAAGAACCCAUUUAUAUAAUCACCGAAUUAAUGAGAAACGGUUCGUUAUUAGAAUAUUUACAAGGUAAAGGAAAGGGAUUGAAAUUACCUCAAUUGAUAGAUAUGGCGGCACAGAUUGCAGCCGGAAUGGCCUAUUUGGAAUCUCAAAAUUACAUACAUAGAGAUUUGGCUGCGAGAAACGUCCUAGUAGCUGACAGCAACGUCGUUAAAAUAGCAGAUUUCGGUCUGGCCAGAUUAAUUAAGGAGGAUGAAUACGAAGCUAGAGUAGGAGCCAGAUUCCCCAUCAAAUGGACAGCUCCAGAAGCUGCAAAUUACAGCAAAUUUUCGAUCAAAUCAGACGUUUGGUCAUUCGGUAUUCUACUAACCGAACUAGUAACUUACGGAAGAAUACCAUAUCCAGGUCUGACUAACGCAGAAGUUUUACAUCAAGUAGAACACGGUUACAGAAUGCCCGCUCCUCCUGGUUGUCCACCAGCUUUGUAUGAAAUAAUGUUGGAAUGUUGGAACCGCGAUUGUAUGCGCAGACCCACAUUCGAAACCCUACAAUGGAAACUGGAAGACUUCUUCACCAUGGAGGGAUCUGAAUAUAAAGAAGCAUCGGCGUACUGAGGUCACGUCCACCCCCCUGCUGAUUGGUUACGUAACUCCAUAGAGGUACAUUACCAUUAAUAGGGUGGUGGAUAUAUAUAUCUAUUUAUCAAUACAAUUUAUAGAUAGAUAUGUGUGCCGUACUUCUGUUUUUUUUUUAUAUAUAUAUAUAUUUUCGUUUGAUUCGUAAGUUGAAAUUUUUUUAAACACGUUGACUGGUCGGUGGAGUUGUUUGUCUUUUAUCUGCAGUAUUCGAUUAUUUAAUUAGGACCCUAAUUGAAUCAAACACAAAAUACCGUUGGGUACGUUUAAAAUUGCAUCUAACAGCUUUUAAUGCCAAAAAAUGGGGUUGGUAUUGCAGAUAGUUCAAAUAACGACGUUAAGUUUAUCUAAUAAUUGUAUAAAACGAACAAACUGAGUGUUUUAAAUCAUGAUAACAAUAAAUGAAAAAUAAAAAGCAAUAAUUUAUCCGUAACUUGAUUAUAACAAAUUUUUUUUUUACAAAAAUUAAACCGAAAUACAAAAA
Messenger RNA from Diorhabda carinulata, 3011 nucleotides. It is a transcript of the gene Src42A, whose product is annotated as tyrosine-protein kinase Src42A. NCBI's taxonomy places the organism in Eukaryota, Metazoa, Arthropoda, Insecta, Coleoptera, Chrysomelidae. The transcript is spliced from 8 exons. Gene Ontology annotation, molecular function: ATP binding; signaling receptor binding; non-membrane spanning protein tyrosine kinase activity. Gene Ontology annotation, biological process: innate immune response; protein phosphorylation; cell differentiation. Gene Ontology annotation, cellular component: extrinsic component of cytoplasmic side of plasma membrane. The coding region runs from base 230 to 2506 and encodes 758 amino acids. The record is from RefSeq and is a predicted model, not a curated record.